AUGUCUCCUGAACGAAAAGGUGUUGCUUCGCUCCCAGAGGCUAUUGACCUCUCUCACCACUUAUCUGCACUCGCCAGAGCUCGGUCAGUCUCUCCGCUCAAGAAUUUGGCCAGAUAUUAUGGACGACCUGGAAUUAUAAGUCUCGCUGGAGGCUUGCCUAGCCCAGAGUAUUUCCCAUUUGACACCGUCAAAGCAGACAUCUUGAGCUCGGACAAAUUCGUCUCAACUCCUGACUCUCAUGGCAGCAGCAGUGGACCCCUAUCCUGGCUCCUCAGCCUUUUCUCCAGCGAAAGCGACAGCACCAUCCCCAUAAGCAUCCCCAAAUACCCUUCCACACCUACUGACCUCAACCUCGCCACCGCGCUCCAAUACGGCGUCGCCCGCGGCAUUCCGCAGCUGCAAUCCACCAUUGUCGCGUUCACCACGCGCGUCUUCCAGCCCGCGUACGCAGACGCGACCGUGCUCCUGCACGUCGGGAACACGGACGGGUGGUCCAAGGCCGUCACGACGCUGUGCAACCCGGGCGAGGGCGUGCUCGUCAGCGACUGGACGUACCCGUCCGCGCUGGAGACGAUGUACCCGCAGGGCGUGCGCGCGGUGCCGGUGCGCAUGGACGGGCAGGGGAUGAGCGCCACGGGCCUCCGCGAGGUGCUGGCGGGCUGGGACGCGGCCGCCCGCGGCAUGCCACGCCCGCAUGUAAUGUACAUCGUUCCUGUCGGACAGAACCCCACAGGCGCGACGAUGGGUGCUGAACGGAAGCAGGAGAUCUACAAUAUAUGUGUCGAGUUUGAUGUGAUCAUCGUCGAAGAUGAUCCGUACUACUUCCUGCAAGAGGGUCCGUAUGUUCACCCGACGCAGCGAUUCUCGACGUUCAAGCAGACCGACAUGAGCGACGACCAAUAUCUCGCCAGUCUCGCACCGAGCUUCUUGAAAUUCGACUAUCAAGGCCGUGUCGUCCGUUUGGAUACAUUCUCAAAGACGAUCGCGCCUGGCAGUCGCGCAGGCUGGUUCACUUGCAACCCCAUAUUCGCUGAACGCCUCGAGCGAGCAGCUGAAACGUCUUCCCAGGGGCCUUCUGGGUUCACCCAGGUUCUAAUCGGCAAGGUGCUGCAAACCUGGCAGGACAAAGGAUACAUCCAAUGGCUUAAAGGACUAGGUACCGAGUAUACCCGCAGACGCAACUUCUUCAUCGACACUCUGCUGGCCAAGUUCCAUCUCGAAGUCGUCCCCGCCGACUCGCCGCACAACCUCUUCCCAGGGACCGUCAGAUACAUCGCGUCCGCCAAGGGCGCGUACCUCGAUGAGAAACGCGGCUCGGGAGCAGCAGCGCGGAAACCUUUGUUCUCGUUCGUGCCUCCGACAUCUGGGAUGUUCAUCUGGCUUCAGCUUCAUCUCGAGGACCACCCGAAAUUCAAAGAUGUAGCUAAAGAAUCGCUCGAGAUGCAGUUAUGGGUGAAACUUGCGGAGGGCGGACUUCUCAUCGGUCCAGGCAACAUGUUCGCUGCCGACAAAACUGCGAGUACCGCCUCCUACCCGGGACAUUUCCGCAUAAGUUUCAGCAAUGCAGAUGACGCCGACCUCGUGAAAGCCAUAGACAUUUUUGCGGCCGUCAUCACAAAGUUCCACCAAGAUGUCUGA
Molecule: messenger RNA, 1638 nt
Organism: Psilocybe cubensis
Lineage: Eukaryota; Fungi; Basidiomycota; Agaricomycetes; Agaricales; Agrocybaceae
Exons: 12
Coding region: 1-1638 (545 amino acids)
Biological process (GO): biosynthetic process
Molecular function (GO): transaminase activity; pyridoxal phosphate binding
Source: RefSeq, a predicted model, not a curated record